AGCCAGGGGUUGUCGUUGUAUGUCAAACUAUACGAAGAGAUAAGGGAGUGACUUUCAGGCUUUCAUCAGUGCACACUGUCUAGGCACGGACUUUCUGACGACUAACCUGGGGCUGCACAUUGUCAUGACAGGAGCAAACGCGAGAAUAACCUGAGUGGAUUAUCACCUGUGGGUUCAUUUGAACGCAACGGCAGCGCUGUUUUCGUCAUAGACCCCCCAAAAAAUCAGACGGAAUAUUUCUAUUGACAGUUUCAGAGAUGAGAUGAGGCUCACCCAUGUCAAAUUUGGAUGUCUUCUGGCUUCUGUUUUUCUCUCUCUAACCUGGUUCACCGCUUAUAAUGGAAAUGACAAGGGUGAACCCCCCUACGACCCUAAGAUGAUCCAGCUGUAUGAUCGUCUGCUGGCUGCAGAGUCCAGGGGGGAGCUGGUGUACAGGGAGCUCAGCAGUCUGCUGACCAGCCUGAGGAACCUCACCACACCAAACAACAACUCCUCCACUAAUAUCACAGAAGGACUGAUAAAGAGAAGACUCGGUCUGCUUUCCUCCAGACUGACCAAUGCCUACCUCUACCUGCCCCACCUACGGGACCACGCAGACAGUCUGAAUCCUAACAUUGUCCUGGGACAGGGCCGGACUGGAGUGUCCCUGGUAUUGGGGAUCCCUACAGUGAAGCGUCAGAAGCAGAGCUACUUGGUUAGCACCCUGAACUCCCUCCUCUAUGACCUUUCACCUUCUGAACGAGAAGACACCGUCAUCAUCGUCUUUGUUGCAGAGAUGGAUGCAGAAUACGUCAACACCGUAGCAGAACUCAUAACGCAUAAUUUUCCUAAGGAUGUGCACUCAGGCCUGUUGGAGGUAGUGUCCCCUUCUCAGUACUUCUACCCCAACUUCCGCAGACUCAGGGAAACCUUUGGAGACUCCAAGGAUAGAGUCAAAUGGCGCACCAAGCAGAACUUGGACUACAGCUACCUGAUGCUCUACGCACAUGAGAAGGGAACCUAUUAUGUACAGUUGGAAGAUGACAUCGUGGCUAAGCCUGGUUACUCUCAGGCCAUGAAAACAUACGUCAGAUCACUGGCCUCGGAUGACUGGAUGUUCCUGGAGUUCUCUCAGCUCGGCUUCAUCGGCAAGAUGUUCCGAGCCCGUGAUCUACCAAUGAUAGCAGAGUUCUUUCUGAUGUUCCACAAAGACAAGCCCAUUGAUUGGCUGUUGGACCACAUUCUGUGGGUGAAGGCUUGCAACCCAGAAAAAGAUGAGAAAGACUGCAACCUGCAGAAGGGCCUGCUAAAGCCGAGAUAUAAACCCUCUCUGUUUCAACAUGUAGGCCUUCACUCCUCUCUGCCUGGGAAAGUACAGAAACUGAAAGAUAAGGACUUUGGGAAGGUGCCACUGUUUGCUGCCCACAGUAACCCUCCUGCAGAGCUGAGCAGUAGUCUGAAGCACUACCAGCAGCACACUCUGGAGAGGGCCUAUGAGGGCCAGGACUUCUUCUGGGGCCUGACCCCUACCGCUGAAGACUUCAUCCUGCUCAGCUUCGCGCAGCCACGCACUGUCACCGGGUACCUGUUUCGCAGUGGAAACAUUGAGAUCAACGGAGACAAGUUUUAUAACACCACCGUGGAGGUGCUCCCUAGUGAUAGCUCGGUGAGAGACAGACUGGUGGGUGGCCAGUCUCCUCAAUACGAAGGAUCUUACGGAGGCUUCAUAGUGAUUGGUUCCUUUGUGGAUGGGAUGGCUGAGGGACAGAUAGACGCACAGAUGCAGCCCAUCUCUGCUUUACGUCUGCUGGUACACAGCGACUCUAACGUGUGGGUUCUGCUCAGUGAGGAUCCUAUAACUAUGGAACUAGAGCCCUCUCCCCCAGGGUUGGAGGCUGAGUAUCGAACCAUCUUUACCGCAGGCUCCCUGGUCUUCCUACAGGAACUGGUCUCAACAUUUGAUGAAGAGGUUGACAAGAUCCUGAGGCUUAGAAUCUCCAGGAAGACCCACCUGGACCUGUCAGGUGACCUGCCAGGGUUCUGUGAGGUCACAGCCCCCGUAAGAAGCGACCCUACCUGGAGGGUCCGUCCAGUCCCCCAGAGGCUGCAGAGGAGACAUGUGGAUGUGGGGGACCUGGCCCCCUGUGACACCCAGCGCUUCAUUCAGGCCCUCAGCUCCCCUGCACAGGGCCUACAGAUUGAUUUUGAUGAUGGAAACUGCCCGACGUACCACAACCAGAUAAAAGGCAUUUAUAAUGUUUACCGGGCGGUGCAUAAUCAAUUUCCCAAUGCCCCCAAGAUAUCCCAGGCUCCUGUUCUGAUGCUCCGCCCUAGAGCCUGGAACAUGGUGGAACACAACAUGAUGGUUAAAGGCAAAGAGGUGCCAGGGCCGCUGUGUGACUUCGGCUUCCUCAUGUUCCACUGUGGCAAGCUGUUGUUUGACAGCGAGAGUGGGCCAUUUUUCUACCUCUCCAAAGUCGAGAGCUACCUGGAGGCGAGACUUUGGAACAACAUAUUCCUCUGGACAGAGCAGAAGCUGGGCCUGCCUGUGGGCAGCAUAAAGGCAACCGUGCUGAUAGAGAACGUGCUGUCAGCAUUUGAGAUGGAGGAGAUUCUGUAUGAGCUUAAGGAUCACUCCGCUGGACUCAACUGUGGGAUCUGGGAUUACUCCGCCUCCUUUGUCAACAAGUUCGGUCACCGAGGGGCCUUCCUGCUCCCUGACCGCAGUAAGUAUGUCAACAUGGAGAAGCUGUUCUUGCGGAGCUACAUGGACCUGCUGGUCCAGAUAUGUCACCGUAGAGGAGCACUGGCUACUGGGGGUAUGGCAGCCCUGCUGCUGCCUCAGGACAGGGACAGUGCCCCCUAUAGAGCAGCCUUGGCCAACGUCACCAGACUGAAGUUACUGGAGAUCAAAGCUGGUGUUGAUGGCUUCAUGGUGUAUGAUCUGGGCUUGAUAGAGCCCAUGCAGAAACUCUUCCAGCUGCAUUCUCAGGGUGACAACCAGAUGCACCAGCUUAGAGAUGACCUCACGGUUACCCCCGACGACCUGCUCUGUAUGCCAGCGGGUGGAGUAACCCUGUACGGCUUGAAGUAUAACAUCGCUGUAGGAAUCCUGUUCAUAGAUGCUUGGCUCAAAGGCAAAGGUCACUUCUUCUACAGGGGACAGGUGGAGGAUUCUGCAACUGCAGAAAUCUCCAGAUCCCAGGUGUGGCAGUGGAUCCGCCAUCAGACACAGCUGGAGGAUGAUAGCAGGGUGGUGACCCGGGGUCUGGUCACAAAGCUGACCCAGGAGGUCAUGGGGGAGCUGAAGGUCGUCACACGCUGUCACACUGUCAGGGAGGAACAGAGGUUGUUGACAGCUGCAGCCAUGUUCCUGGAGGUUGUCCAGAAGAGAGAUUUCCCAGAGUUCCUCACCACCUACCUCAACUUGGACCACACCUUCCUCAGCUCUCAAGCAAAAAGGCAUGAGGGUGGGGUAGUAGGGGACGUGCCCAGACCAAAACUCUGAAAGCCCUGUCCAACGUAGCAUGGUAUUUACACCCCUCAUAGUAUCUACGAUCAGUCGUGUCCUGUUCCCUCCUGGAGGCCAUGCCGGGACCUCUACCGCUGCACAACCUUGUGGCCGAGCAGAGGACUGCUUGAGCUCAGUAGCUGAUUCACCGAGUGCAUCGCCGCUACGCCUCCCCUGGGAAACAAGUGAUGUCUCCUUUUAAAAAGUUCCACCUUUUCAUUUUUGGCACAUGCCAGCUCACAGGUAGAUACCACAAUCCUCCAUCCCCACCACUACUACUACAAUUUAUAUUCUUUCAAUUUUUGCAAAUGUUUUAAAUUCUUUGUUUUUAAUAUAUAAAUUACCUUUAAAAACGUGAGAAGCAGAUGCACAUACAGGAGAAACACAGGCGUGAAAACACAGGAGUAAAAACCUGACUUAACGGCAGCCACCCUAACACUUUUCUUAUACAGUUUUAUUUUGUUCAGUUAAAGAAGAGAUGUCAACAGGGUUUAAAAAAAAUAAAAAAUAAAUUUGGAAAAUGCG
Molecule: messenger RNA, 4015 nt
Organism: Salmo salar (Atlantic salmon)
Lineage: Eukaryota; Metazoa; Chordata; Actinopteri; Salmoniformes; Salmonidae
Gene: ugl
Product: ureidoglycolate lyase
Biological process (GO): glyoxylate cycle
Cellular component (GO): cytoplasm
Molecular function (GO): malate synthase activity
Source: RefSeq, a predicted model, not a curated record